AUGCUGCCUCCCAUGGCCCUGCCCAGAAUGUCCUGGCUGCUGCUCUCCUGCCUCAUGCUCCUAUCUCAUGUGCAAGGUGAAGAUACUAAGGAGGAGUCUUUCCCCAAAAUCAGCUGUCCCAGAGGCUCUUAUACCUUUGGCUCCCACUGCUAUGCCUUGUUUAGGACACCAAAAACCUGGAUUGAUGCGGAUUUGGCCUGUCAGAAGCGACCUUCAGGAUCUCUUGCAUCUGUGCUCAGUGGAGCUGAGGCAAACUUCCUGGCCUCUCUGGUCAAGAAAAAUUUGAACUCCUGCUAUUACAUCUGGAUUGGGCUCCAUGAUCCCACAGAGGGCCUUGAGCCCAAUGCGGGUGGAUGGGAGUGGAGUAACAGAGAUGUGAUGGAUUACUUUGCCUGGGAGAAAGACCCCGCCAGCAUCCCAAACCCUGGCCAUUGCGGGAGCCUGUCUCGAAACUCAGGAUAUCUGUUAUGGCAAGAUUAUAACUGUUAUGAGAAGUUACCCUAUGUCUGUAAGUUCAAGGGUUAA
This is a messenger RNA of Pipistrellus nathusii (Nathusius's pipistrelle), 525 nucleotides long. NCBI's taxonomy places the organism in Eukaryota, Metazoa, Chordata, Mammalia, Chiroptera, Vespertilionidae. The record is from the annotation of a GenBank genome assembly.